UGUCAGCUCCUUAAAUCCUCAUAGUGUUCACAAGUGGCUCUGUCUUUGGACGCUUUUAUUUUGAAGGUCUAAACUCUUGCAGAUUAACUGAGGCCAGCUUGAUGUCGGUGUGAGCAGCAGCAGGGAGAAAGAGUGAAGUAAAGCAACAGGAACAAAGUUGUAGGACCUGAGUCCACAGCACCGCGGUCUUCACCCGUGAAAUGUAACAACCAUCUCUCCGUUUCCGAGGGAGACAGGCUGCUGUUUGCUUUGGGGACUACUGGACUUGUUUUUUGCCUUGUGGAGAAUUAAACCCUUAAUUUAAAGUUUUUUGGCACGUUGUGGAGUCUGGAUGCGCAGGAGCACGGCUCUCUGUAGUUAGCGUGUUAGUUAAGAAAAGUGGAUCGUGCUGCGAAGAAAAUGCCGUAAAUCAUUUGGAUGUACUUUUCUUUUUCAAACUUUUGAAGUCGUUUUCCUCUUAUUUGCAUACACACGCUGCACGCUUCGGACUUGUUUUGAGGGAGCACGUCUCCUGACUCCUCGGUGACAGCAGAGGUGUGUUACUGAGUCCCUGAAUUCCAGCUUAAAAAGGAUUGAAUUUAUUGGCUACCAUGGCAUCCAAAGGUGACACCGCAGAGGGAGGAGCCAACGAGGAGUUUAACGACAUCAUCAAGUGGCGAUCUGAUGAGCAUGACGCAGUACAGCAGAAAACAUUCACCAAAUGGAUAAAUGCACAGUUCUCCAAGACGGGGAAGACGCCCAUCAAAGACAUGUUCUCCGACCUGAAGGACGGGAAGAAGCUGCUGGAGCUGCUGGAGGGUCUCACCGGCUCUGUUCUGACCAAAGAAAGAGGCUCCACUAGAGUUCACGCUCUCAACAAUGUCAACAAAGUGCUUCAAGUUCUGCAUCAAAAUAAUGUCGAUCUGGUUAACAUAGGAGGGACGGAUAUCGUGGAUGGGAACCACAAGCUGACCUUGGGCCUCAUCUGGAGUAUUAUUCUACACUGGCAGGUGAAAGACAUCAUGAAGGACAUCAUGUCCAACCUGCAGCAGACAAACAGUGAGAAGAUCUUACUGAGUUGGGUACGACAGUGUACCCGAUCCUACCCAGACGUAAAUGUGCUUAACUUCACCACCAGCUGGUCUGACGGCCUGGCUCUCAACAGCAUCCUGCACCACUUCAGGCCGAACGCAUUCAGCUGGGACAAAGUGGUGAAAAUGAGCCCUGUGGAGAGACUGGACCAUGCGUUCACUGUCGCAAAAGACCAGCUGGCUAUUGAAAAGCUGCUAGAUCCUGAAGACGUGGCGGUGCAGCUGCCGGACAAGAAGUCGAUCAUCAUGUACAUCACGUCCCUGUUCGCCGUGCUUCCCAAAGACGUGAGCAUGGAGUCCAUCAGAGAAGUCGAGACCCUACCGCGCAAAUACAAAGUGGGGUCCGAGGAUUCGGGUCCAGGCCUUAGCGCUCAGAAUGUGCAUAAGGAGGAAGCAGGCAGCAGCCCCAGGCCCGAGACCCCCAGCACCCUGACGGAGAUGGAAGCAGACAUGGAGGGUAGCUUCCCGGAGGUGGACCUGGACACCUACCAGACCACGCUGGAGGAGGUGCUGACCUGGCUGCUGUCGGCGGAGGACACGCUGCACAUACAGGACGACGUUUCGGACGACGUGGAGGAAGUCAAAGACCAGUUUCACACACAUGAGGCCUUCAUGAUGGAGCUGACAGCGCACCAGAGCAGCGUGGGUAACGUCCUCCAGGCGGGUAACCAACUGAUCGCCCAGGCCAACCUGACAGAGGAGGAGGAGGACGAAAUCCGGGAGCAGAUGAGCCUCCUUAACGCCCGCUGGGAGAGCCUACGGGUGGCUAGCAUGGACCGCCAGGCCAGACUCCACGAGGUCCUGAUGGAUCUGCAGCAGCAGCAGCUCCAGCAGCUCUCUGAUUGGCUCACACUGACCGAGGAGCGAAUCAGGAAGAUAGAGACAGACCCGACAGCUCAAGCUAUCGAGCUCUACAAAGAACAGAUAGAGCAGCACAAAGAGCUGCAGAAUGACCUGGAGGCGGAGCAGGUGAAGGUUAACUCUCUGACACACAUGGUGGUGGUGGUAGACGAGAACAGUGGUGAGAGUGCCACCGCUGCUCUGGAGGAGCAACUACAGACUUUGGGUGAGCGCUGGGCGGCCGUGUGUCGCUGGACGGAGGAGAGGUGGAACAAACUGCAGGAAGUCUUCCUGGUGUGGCAACAGCUGCUGUCAGACCAGAGUUUGUUCAGAGAGUGGCUGGCAGAGAAAGAGGAGGCCUUGAGUGAAGUACAAACAAGCAACUUCAAGGACCAAAGUGAAAUGAAUACUAAUGUGCGCCGUUUGGCAAUAUUGAAAGAAGACAUGGAAAAGAAGAGGAAGACUCUGGACCAGCUGUCUGAUGCAGGCCAGGAUGUGAUAUCGCUGCUGCGGAACCCAGAGGCAGGGGCUAAGAUUGAAGCAGACACAGAGGAGCUGGCUCAUAGAUGGGACAACCUUGUGCAGAAACUGGAGGACUGCUCAUUCCAGGUCAUGGAAGCUGUUACGGACGCUGGGCUGACUCCGGGGGCAGGGGAGGUUUUCUUGGAUACAGUUGAUGCGGCUGGUCCAAAGUCUGACCAGGAGUUGGCCCCACCUGCUCCUCCCAAAAAAAGACUGGUGGAAACAGAUGCAGAAGUCAGACGAGUGUUUGAAAAUAAACUCUCUGACGUCUCGAGCUGGAUCAAAGCAUGGAAGACAUCCGCUCAGGCGCUGGCCUCCACUCACCCCGAGAGCACGCCUGGCACACCAGACCUGCAGGAGAAACUAAAGGGUUUGGAGUCGGAGCUCACAGCAAAGGAGGCCACAGUGAGUCAAGUGAUCAAGGAGGGACGAGGCUUGAUGGAGCAGCUGGAGAGAGAGGGAGUGUGUGUGGACUCAGUGAAGGCAGACCUAGACCUGGUCCAAACAGAUUGGGACGUGAGCACAAGGGAGCUGCAGGCGGCCGGCGAAAGAGUCCGCACUCAAAGCCGGGUCAGAGCGGUGUCUGCCGAGCUGGCAGACCUGGACCGAACCUUGGGGGAACAGGACGGGUGGCUGGACUCGACCCCGGCUGCAUUGAAGUGCGAUGAGGCUGAGAUCAGAAGCUUGAGUGGAGAAUGUCAGUCCAGACGUGUGCAUGUUGACGCCCUGAGUCCACGACUGGAGCAGCUCUCUGCAGAGGUGGCGUCGCUGGGAGCCGUUCCGUCUCUAAAAGACAACAUGGUUGUGGUGUCGGCCCAUCACGCCUCCACACUGCAGCGGCUACAGAGCAGAGAGCAGGAGGUCAACCAAGCCUUGGCAGAUCUUGAAGCCAAACAGAUGCUCCCCAGCAUGGUGGAGGGUCUAGAGGCCAGACUGUCCACUCUAAGAGAUGGACUUGUGGACAUCCCUACAGCUGAGGGGGCCGUGGAGAAGGCACAGAGCCUGUGUCUGGAGAUUGAACAAACGCAACAAGCCUCCGAUCCCGCAGAACUACAAAGAUGGAGUCAACUCUCCUCCAAGGCCCGUGAGGAGCUGGGCACGUUGCAGUGCAUCCUGGGUAGCAUGAAAGACAAUCAGGUGCGUUUGGUGGAAGUCGAACGUUGGUUGGAUGGAGUUCAGGAAGUGUUGUCCAAUGAUGCCACAGGUUUGGGCAUCGAGGAAGAGCUCAACCAGUGCAAGGAGUACGUGAAUGAGAUGGAGUCAGUGGAAGGUUCAUUGAAACAGAUGGGAGAGAAUGUGAGCGCUGUGCAGGCAGCUGCAGUCCCAGGACUCGCCAAGUGGGGGCAGGAGAAGUUGGAUAAGUGUCGGGUCAAAUGGGACUCUCUCAGCAAACAGCUGCUGAGCCAUCAAGAGCGUCUGUCAGAGAGCAAGGAGAGGCAAGUGAAUCUGAAGAAGGACUUGGCGGAGAUGCAGGAGUGGAUGACCCAGGUGGACGAGGAGUUUCUCAUGAGGGACUUUGAAUACAAGAGUCCUGAGGAGCUGGAGUCGUCGCUGGAUGAGAUGAAGAGAGCUAAAGAGGAUGUGCUUCAGAAGGAGGUAAAGGUGAAGAUCUUGAAAGACAGCAUCAACAUGCUGGUGUCCAAAAUGUCGCCCUCUGGUGGAGGCAGUGGGAAGGAGCUGACCUCAGAGCUGGACGGGGUUCUCGUCAACUACCAAAAGCUUUGUGACCGCUUCAAGAGCAAGUGUCACACUCUGGAGGAGGUUUGGUCCUGUUGGAUGGAGCUGCUUCAGUACCUGGACAUGGAGCAGAGCUGGCUCAACACUCUGGAGGAGAAGGUUCAAGCUUCAGACAACUUACCGGAGAACACAGAGGCUGUCAGUGAAGCCCUGGAGUCUUUGGAGAGCGCGCUUCGUCACCCAGGGGACAACAGGACGCAGAUCAGAGAGCUGGGUCAGACGCUGAUAGACGGAGGCAUACUUGACGACCUCAUCAGCGAAAAACUAGAGGCCUUCAAUUCACGUUACGAGCAGCUCAACCACCAGGCGGUGAACAGGCAAAUCAGCCUCGAGCAGCAGCUUCAGACUCUCAAAGAGAACGAACAGGGCCUCCAAACGCUGCAGGAGUCUCUGAGCCAGCUGGACCACACGCUCACCUCCUACCUCACUGACCGCAUCGACGCCUUCCAGCUGCCGACAGAGGCACAGACCAUCGGAGCAGAGAUCGCAGCCCACGAGGUCACAGUAGAGGAGAUGAGGAGGAGAAACGUGGCCAACUUGCCUCCCCCCACCGGUGACGGCAAAGCUGCUCGAGGUGGAACCAUGCUGGACCAGCUUCAGAGAAAGCUGAGGGAAAUCUCCACAAAGUACCAGCUCUUCCAGAAGCCUGCUAACUUUGAGCAGCGCAUGUUGGACUGUAAGAGAGUGCUGGAAGGUGCAAAGGCUGAGCUGCACGUUUUGGAUGUGAAGGAUGUAGACCCCGAAAAAAUCCAGCCCCACCUCAAUGGCUGCAUGAAACUGUACAAGUUGCUGAGUGAGGUGAAGCUGGAGGUAGAGACGGUGAUAAAAACAGGUCGACAGAUUGUGCAGAAACAGCAGACGGAGAACCCCAAAGCCAUGGACGAACAGCUCACUGCGCUCAAACUGCUCUACAACGACCUGGGGGCACAGGUGACGGAAGGCAAGCAGGACCUGGAAAAAGCUCUAUCUCUGUCUCAGAAGUUCCAGAAAGACAGCGCCGCCCUGCAGGAGUGGCUGACCACCAGUGAGGCUCAGCUGCAGCAGAAGAACAGCUGUGGAGAUAUGCCGGCUGAAAUUGAUGCUGAGAUUGCGUGGGCCAAUGGCCUGUUGAAGGAGUCUGAGCCUCGUAAGGCGGACCUGUCCAGCCUGAUGGAGACCAGCGCAGGUCUGCAGACUCUGGUGGAAGGCAGUGAGGCAGAGCUGGAGGACAAAAUCUGUGGUCUCAAUGAAAGCUGCGACCGCGUCCGCACCUUGACCGAGGACUGGCUCAGUGCCGUGCUAAGUCACCAGAAUGAAGUGGAGAUUUUCGAUGAGAACUUGGCUCACAUCAGCACCUGGCUCUACCAGACCCAGAUCCACCUGGACGAGGCAGAGCGACUCGGCCCCGCAGAGAGGGAGCAGGUUGUAAAUCGCAUGCUGGAGGAGCUGGAUGACAUCAGUCUGCGCGUGGACAACGUGAAGGACCAAGCAAUCAUCCUGAUGACCAGCAGGGGGCCCGCCUGCAGAGACGUGGUGGAGCCCAAACUCAACGAGCUCAACUGCAACUUUGACAAAGUGUCCCAACACAUCAGAACUGCAAAGAUGAUGACCAGCUUGGAGUCAGGUGGUGUUGACCUGAACCAGCAGAUGUCUCAGCAGGUCAUUCACAGGCAGGAGGUCCAAACAGAUAGCCAGAAUCAGACUGGUCCCGCUGAGGCGCCGGUCCUUAGCGAGGUGAAAGACCUUCAGGCAGAGCUUCAAGACACCCUGAGGGCUCUCCAGCAGCAGCAGCAGCAGCAGGACACAGCACAUGUCCUGGAUGAUGACAAAUUGGACGAGGAGAAAGCCGGUGUGGAGGACUUGCUGAGACGAGGAGAAGAGCUGCUGCAGCAAACUCCAGAUGAAGGCCAGAGGGAGGAGCUGAGACUCAUGUUGAUCCGGCUACAGAGCCAAUAUUCUGCACACAGGGAGUUGAGGGUGGUACGAAUCAGACAAAUUGGAGUAUCUGUGGAAACUUCGUCUACUCAAACCGUCUCAGAGAUUGGAGUGUUUUCAGCUGAGGGGAUGCCGUCACAUCAGCCUAUCAGCGCUCCUUCACUCACUCCCUCCGACUACCUGUUGGGCAUCAACAAAGUUCUGCUCGCCAUGGCCGACAACGAGCUGCUCCUGAACUCGUCUGAGCUCAGUGGGGGGCGCUAUGAAGACUUUUCAAGCCAGGAGGAUACACUGAGGAAUAUCAAAGACAAUCUAGAAGGUCUCGGAGAUCACGUCACAAGGAUCCACGAACGCCAGCCUGAAGUUGUUCAGGAUGCCUCUCCUGCUGAGGUCGCCCAAAUCGGAGAUGCCCUGACGCAGCUCAACGCCGAGUGGGACCGAAUCAACCGCAUGUACAAUCACCGCAAGGGGAACUUUGACCGCGCUGUUGAGGAGUGGAGGCAGUUCCACUGUGACAUGAAUGACAUGAGCCAGUGGUUGACUGACACGGAGAUGCUGCUGGCUGAGAGCAUCGGCCCGGACGGACAGCUGGACCUUUACUCUGCACGGCAACACCAAGAGGAGCUGGAGGAAGGCCUUGCCAGCCACCAGCCUGUCAUGGCUGUACUUACCCGCACAGGAGAGCAGAUAAUCGGGCAGCUGUCUUCCCCUGAUGGACCCCUCCUUGAGGAGAAGCUGGACACUCUCAGUCAGCGCUGGAGGGCUGUCAAUCGCAAAGUUCUUGAGCGCCAAAGAAGGCUGGCUGGAGGAGACCCGGCCCUAUCAGACCUAGUGAGGAGACGCGAGGAGCUGGCCUUGUGGCUGCAGCAGACAGAAAACGCUGUCAGCUCCUUACCUGUCACCGCCACUGACGAAAACCUCAGAGAACUCAAGGCCCUCGCUGAGGAAAUGGACGGGCACAACGAACGCCUCGGAUGGCUGAAUAAGCACGCCCCUCAGAUCCUGGCCAGUCCAAGCAUGAGCCCUCAGAGUCGAGACCAGCAUGUGGGCAAACUGAGAGCCAUCAAUCUCAACUGGAGCAAGGUGACCCACGAGUUGCUGGACAGAGUAGGGGAGGUGGAGUCCAACCUGCAGAGUCAUGCACAGUUCCAAGACAGGAUGAACAGGCUCACUGACUGGGUUGUCGUCACACACCAGACUAUUGUGACCCGAGGCCUGAACCCGAGCCAAGCGCUGUCUCUGGAGGCCUCCAUGAGGGACAGGAAGAGAGACCUGGAGGACCUGUUGGCUCAUUCAAUAGAUCUACAGAGACGGCAGCAGCUGUUACCUCAGGAAAAGAGUAAGGUGGAGGAGCUGGCAUCCGAUUGGAAAGCUCUGGAUGUUCGACUGAGGGAGUCUCUCCAGCCUCCCGUCUCCCCUUGGAUGCAGCACCAGCAGGUCGUCCAGCACCAGCAGUUCGUAUCUCCGGUCCCCUCAGCCGUGCAGAUGGCCAGCCUGGUGAGCGAGGACCCUCACUACCAAACCCCGCACACGCCCGACACCGUGGCGCCCACCGACCUCAACCAGACGGCCACCGAGCUGGCAGACUGGCUGCUCCUCAUCACACAGAUGCUCAAGUCUAAUAUCGUCACGGUGGGGGACACGGAAGAGAUCAGGACCACUAUGGGACGACUUCAGGUAACAAAAAGUGACUUGGAACAGCGUCACCCCCAACUUGAGGACAUUUUCACUCUGGCACAGAACAUCAAAAACAAGACCUCUAACCUGGAUGUGCGGACAUCUAUAACUGAAAAACUGGAGAGGGUACGCAGCCAGUGGGACAGCACCCAGUAUGGCGUCGAGGCACGGCUCCAGCAGCUGGACAACAUGAUUGGCCACAGCAACCAGUGGGAGGAGCAAAGGAAGGAGGUGAACGCUCUGAUUGGGCACAACGAAGGACGAUUCCACAACCUCCUUCAGCAGUCCAGAGAUCCCCUGACUAAACAGCUUGCUGACAACAAGGCGUUUCUCCAAGACCUGGGCCGAGGCCAGGCUCCAGUUGCGGCCUUCAACGAGCUGUCCAAUCAUCUUCUGCAGGAGUAUUCCACUGAUGACACCCGCAGGAUCAAAGAGGUCACAGAUGCACACAAUGCGGCCUGGAACAACAUCAACAAUAGAGCAAGUGACCGUCAUGCCCAGCUGGACAAUGACCUAAAGGGUCUUCAGAUGUCCCUCAGAGAGCUCGAGUCCUUCCUCAAAUGGCUUCAGGAAGCAGAGACGACAGUCAACGUAUUGGCCGAUGCCUCCGAGAGGGAAGACCCGUCGCAGGAGUCCGCCCACACCAAGGAGCUGAGGAGACAACUGGAGGACAUCCAGGCUGAGAUCGAUGCCCACAAUGACAUUUACAGAAGUGUGGAAGGGAACAAGUCGAAGAUGGUCAAGGCCCUGGGCAGCUCAGACGAAGCAGUGUUCCUCCAACACCGGCUAGAUGACAUGAACCAACGAUGGAGUGACCUGAAGGCAAAAUCAGCCAAUAUCCGAGCCCACCUGGAAGCAAGUGCUGAGCGCUGGUCUCGUCUGCUGGGCCUCCUCGAGGAGCUGUGGAGGUGGAUCUGCAUGAAGGAUGAGGAGCUGGCUAAACAGAUGCCCAUCGGAGGAGACGUGCCCACCCUGCUGCAGCAGCAGAACCACUGCACGACACUUCACACAGAGCUGCAGGAACGGGAACACUUGGUCGUCAGCACUUUGGAUCAAGCCCGUACUUUUCUUGCCGACCAGCCCAUCGAGGGUCCUGGAGAGCCACGGAAGAACCUGCAGCCAAAGAAAGACCUCACCCCCGAGGAGAAGGCCCGAGGGUUGGCCCGGGCCAUCCGCAAGCAGACGGGCGAGGUGAGAGAGCGAUGGGAGCGUCUGAAGGGACACAUGGGCGGCUGGCAGAGUCAGGUGGAGCAAGCCCUGGAGCGACUCCAGGAGCUGCAGAGCUCCAUGGACCAGCUGGACCUGCGGCUGACCCAGGCAGAGGAUGCCAAGGCUACCUGGGAGCCCGUGGGGGAUCUGCUGAUCGAUUCUCUGCAGGACCACAUCGACAGGACCAUGACUUUCAGAGAGGAGAUCGCCCCCUUACGUCAGGAGGUAAGGAACGUCAAUGAGCUUUCUGCAGAACUGACGCCAUUAGACAUCCAGCUUUCCUCCACCGCCUCCAGACAACUGGACCAGCUCAACAUGAGAUGGAAACUACUACAGGUGGCAGUGGAGGACAGACUGAAGCUGCUGCAGGAAGCCCACCGAGACUUUGGCCCCUCCUCCCAACAUUUCCUCUCCACUUCCGUGCAGCUUCCCUGGCAACGUGCAGUUUCUCAGAAUAAGGUUCCAUAUUACAUCAAUCACCAGACGCAGACGACGUGUUGGGACCAUCCAAAGAUGACUGAGCUCUACCAGUCUUUAGCGGACUUGAACAACGUGAGAUUCUCAGCGUACCGAACAGCCAUGAAGAUCCGGAGACUACAGAAAGCUCUAUGUUUGGACUUGUUGGACCUCAGCGUGGCCCAGAGCACCUUUGAGCAGCACAAGAUGACCAAUAACAGUCAGCUGAGGUCCGUUCCUGAUAUCAUCAACUGCCUGACGUCGAUCUACGAUGGUUUGGAGCAGGAGCACAAAGACCUGGUCAACGUGCCGCUCUGUGUGGACAUGUGUCUCAACUGGCUGCUCAAUGUUUACGACACUGGCCGCAGUGGGAAGAUCCGAGUCCUGUCCAUGAAGAUUGGUUUGCUUUCUCUCUCCAAGGGACACCUGGAGGAGAAAUACAAAUACCUCUUCAGCCAGGUUGCAUCAGCAGGCGACACGUGCGACCAGAGGCAGCUGGGUCUGCUGCUUCACGAAGCCAUCCAGAUCCCAAGGCAGCUGGGCGAGGUGGCCGCCUUCGGAGGCUCCAACAUCGAACCCAGCGUCCGCAGCUGCUUCCAGCACGUGACCAAUAAGGUGGAGCUGGAGCCUCGGCAGUUUGUUGAUUGGAUGCGUCUGGAGCCCCAAUCGAUGGUUUGGCUUCCCGUCCUGCACAGAGUGGCAGCGGCAGAGACUGCCAAGCAUCAAGCCAAGUGCAACAUCUGCAAAGAGUGUCCUAUUGUUGGCUUCAGGUAUCGCAGUCUGAAGCAUUUCAACUACGAUGUGUGUCAGAGCUGCUUCUUUUCUGGGCGCACUGCCAAGGGCCACAAGCUCAACUACCCCAUGGUGGAGUACUGCACACCGACGACAUCAGGCGAGGACAUGCGAGAUUUCACCAAAGUGCUGAAGAACAAGUUCCGAUCAAAGAAGUACUUCGCCAAACAUCCUCGGCUCGGUUACCUGCCGGUCCAGACGGUACUGGAGGGGGACAACCUGGAAACCCCAGUCACCCUCAUCAGCAUGUGUCCGGAGCAGUACGAGCUGUCCCAGUCACCUCAGCUCUCUCAUGAUGACACCCACUCCAGGAUAGAGCAGUAUGCCAGCAGGUUGGCUCAGAUGGAGCGCUCCAAUGGCUCUCUGCCCACAGACAGCAGCUCAGCCACAGGAAGCAUGGACGAUGAGCAUGCCCUGAUCCUGCAGUACUGUCAGACACUGGGAGGGGAGGGCUCCCCCUGCAGUCAGCCCCAAAGUCCUGCCCAGAUCCUGCAGGCCGUGGAGAGGGAGGAGCGAGGCGAGCUGGAGAGGAUCAUUGCUCGUUUAGAGGAGGAGCAGAGGACCCUGCAGAGGGAGUAUGAGCAGCUAAAGGAGCAGCACAACCAGCGUGGGGCCCCUGCUGGAGGCCCCUGGGAGUCAGAGGGUUCGGCUCAUCCGGAUGAGGCCGAUCUCCUCGCCGAGGCCAAGCUGCUACGACAACACAAGGGCCGGCUGGAGGCCCGCAUGCACAUCCUGGAGGAACACAACAAACAGCUGGAGUCUCAGCUCCAUCGCCUCCGACAGCUUCUGCACCAGCCGGAGAUGGACUCGAGGGUAAACGGCGUGUCGUCUCCCACUGUGCAAGAUCGAGGGCCUCUCACUGAAAACUCAGAUGAGCUGCUGGACUCCCACAACAGCAGCUCUGACCUGGCAGAUGUAAUGGAGCAGAUUAACAACUCCUUCCCUGCAUGCAGUCCCUCAAGCCUCUCCUCAAGGCCACAGGUGAUGUGAGGACCGUCACCACAGAGUAUGGAGUGAGCUUGUGCAGUGAGGGAUGGGACCAUCCAAGAACAAACAAUCCCCCCCUGACCCAAAAUCCCAAAGACGCACAGGACCAGACAACUUAACUUCUUCGACCACCUUGUCUUGUACUAUGCAAACUGUCCAUUUUAUGAACUGUAGAUUGUACCUGAACAUUUGUCAGUGAUUUGUUUUGAUAUGCAGAGGAGUAUAUGGACACGGGGCUUUGUAUAGUCUAUUUUUUUGUUUGUCAGAGGGGGCUUUGAGAUUUUGUUUUGUUCUUAUUAAUUUUCUGCCUUCACUGGGAAUCAAUCUGUUACACGUUUUUGUCAUUCCAUUGCUUUGUACCCUCACGCCCCUAAAUUACAAGAUUUUAUGAAUCAAGCCACAUUUUUUGUCACACCUAAGUAAAACCUCUAACAAGUGAAUGGAUUCUUUUAAAGUUGUAGACCGUCAAGUCCCAAGUGUUUGUUUUCUUUGAAGAUCUGUCUCUCAGCAUGCUUGAUGUCAAAUCCCCCUUUAAACAUUGAAAUGCCGGCAGACUUUGCGUCGACUGCGAUUUGUUAAUGUAAAUUUUACCCUUUCUGUGCCUAUACAGUUUGUCAUUCCACGUGUGGAAGACAGUGAUGAGAGCGAUGAGUUGAAGUGGGAUUGUGCAUAAAAAAAGACAUUUUGGAAAAUUGAAAUCUGGGUUUGUAAGAGGCCCGUCGUCAUUAUGUAGAAUAGUAUUUUUAAAAGCUAUAUGUUCAGAAAUCAGAGGAAAGCCAUGAUUGCCUUGCUACCUCAGACUCAUAGACACAGUUUUGUUUUUUCGUGGUUUGUAAACUUGUUUAAAACAGUUGUGAUCAUUUACAGAACAAGAACAACCUGGUUUAGCAUUUAAGCUCCAGCUUACUGUAUCGGUGUACACUGCAAUGAGGAGAUACCAAGUGUAAAAAAGAGUUCUUAUUACUGUAUCACAAUGGGUCUGUGGCCUGCUGAAGCUAGCCGCCCGCUCUGACGAGUAUUACUUUUACCUGUUGUUGGUUUUUCCACUGGCCUUCUAGCACUGGUCCCUCACUGCAUUGUGUUGUUGUGCUACAUGCUAUCCUGUAAAACUUGUGAGACUGAACAACACUACUAUAACCUCCUCUGACUGUAGACUAAUGAUGAUGAUGGUGAGGAUUUUAUUGAUUCCAAUCAUGAUGAACCGUACCAUGGCAGAACUGUGUCGCUUCUCCUGAGGUAUGUAAAAUAGAUUGACCACACUACGUGUAAUAUGGCUACGUUGUUUUAUUCUAAAUAAAAUUUUUAUAACAAGUA
This is a messenger RNA of Notolabrus celidotus (New Zealand spotty), 12518 nucleotides long. It is a transcript of the gene utrn, whose product is annotated as utrophin. Lineage: Eukaryota; Metazoa; Chordata; Actinopteri; Labriformes; Labridae. The coding region runs from base 591 to 11207 and encodes 3538 amino acids. Gene Ontology annotation, biological process: synaptic signaling. Gene Ontology annotation, molecular function: protein binding; zinc ion binding. The record is from RefSeq and is a predicted model, not a curated record. The transcript has 79 exons. Gene Ontology annotation, cellular component: plasma membrane.